This is a messenger RNA of Colletotrichum paranaense, 1374 nucleotides long. RefSeq lists its product as uncharacterized. Lineage: Eukaryota; Fungi; Ascomycota; Sordariomycetes; Glomerellales; Glomerellaceae. Gene Ontology annotation, molecular function: triacylglycerol lipase activity. The record is from RefSeq and is a predicted model, not a curated record. Bases 1 to 1374 code for a protein of 457 amino acids. Gene Ontology annotation, biological process: lipid catabolic process. The transcript has a single exon.
AUGGCUAUACGGUCCCUCGCCCUAGGAUGGUUAGCCAUCUCGUCGCUUCAAAUCGGUGCUCAAGCCCAAGACUUUCGCACCCACUGCGAUGAGACCUGCGAAGCUACGUACCGUUCUUCACUAGCUAUCGAAACCAAGGACUGGGUCAAUGUCGACGUCAAUGUCGAUCCCUUCUACGCCAACCCAUCGAACCUCUCAGACUACGCCGUCGGAGACUUGGUAAAAUGGCAAGACCUCACGGGCACCCAGGCCGCUAAGAUCUGGACCGUCCCCGCUGGCAUGUCCCUCUCUCGCUUCUUCUACAUGAGCGAAGAUAUAGACGGCAAGCCCCUACCCGUUACCGCGUUCGCACUGCUCCCAUGGUCGAACCCCCAGGGCAAAGACAAGCCCUUCCGGACCAUUGUCUGGGCCCACGGAACUGCGGGCUACAGUCGUGAGUGUGCGCCUACCAAUCAUAGAGGACUCUACUAUGAGUGGGAGGCGCCCUUCAUCCUCGCCCAGGCAGGUUACGCCGUCAUCGCACCUGACUAUGCUGGCCAGGGCAGUGACAUUCCCCAGGGCUUCAUGUACGAGUCAGGCGCACUCCAUGCUGCUGACGUGAGCCACAGCCUUCAGGCAGCUCGCAAAGCCCUCGGUGAGCGGUUAUCCAAGGAAUGGGUUGUCGUUGGACACAGCGAGGGUGGCUUGACUGCGUGGCGCACCAACGAGAGAGAGGCAAAGGCUGGAAAGGCCACUGGCGGAUUCAUCGGUGCCGUUUCGGUUGCGCCUGCGCUUCGGCCCUUGUCACUCAUCCCCGAGUCAUUCCGCCGCGCGGCCGGAGGCCCCGUAGGAGAUGUGGUAUCCGUCUACUUCCUCCAGUCUCUGUCAAAGCUUUUGAAGUCGAUCCGGAUAGAAGACUACGUUAGCGACAUUGUUGCCAGCCGUAUUCCUCUAUCAAAUCAGGGAUGUCUCAAGACCGGCGGUACUAUCUACGGCAGCCUGACUGAGACUCAGCUGUACAAGAAUACCAGCUGGCUGACACACCCCGAUGUCAUUGACUGGCAAGAGCGCUACAACGGAGCCGGCGUACACCAGUGGGCAGCCCCGAUGUUGGUUGUCCAGGGCACCAAAGAUAUUCUCACUUACGCCGAAACUAUGGAGCAGGACUUUGAUGCAACUUGCAAGGCUUUCCCCGAGUCGCCUGCAGAGCUGCUUCUGUAUCCCGAGCUCGGUCAUGACCAGGCUUUCCAGGCGUCGCAUGUCGAUUAUCUGGCUUGGGUUGCGGAUCGAUUCAACAACGUCUCUGUUUCUUCUGGCUGCAGCAAGAGGACGAUCGAGCCUGCGACCAACCACCCCUCGCUCAUCCAUCAAACUUGGCAAGGAUCUCCUCAGUAA